Messenger RNA from Monopterus albus (swamp eel), 1274 nucleotides. Its product is annotated as pepsin A-like. The coding region runs from base 1 to 1134 and encodes 377 amino acids. The record is from RefSeq and is a predicted model, not a curated record. The transcript is spliced from 9 exons. Gene Ontology annotation, molecular function: aspartic-type endopeptidase activity. Gene Ontology annotation, biological process: proteolysis. NCBI's taxonomy places the organism in Eukaryota, Metazoa, Chordata, Actinopteri, Synbranchiformes, Synbranchidae.
AUGAUGAAGUGGCUUGUCGUCCUGUCAGCCCUUGUGGCUUUCUCCGAAUGCCUCCUCAAGGUGCCUCUGAUCAAAGGGAAAACUGCCAGGCAAACCCUGCAUGAGAAAGGAUUAUGGGAAGAGUACAGGAAGAUGCACCCAUACAACCCAAUGGCCAAGUUCCACCAGUAUGGUGUUGAGCCCAUGACCAACGAUGCUGAUUUGUCCUACUUUGGUGUGAUUUCCAUUGGCAGCCCUCCUCAGUCCUUCCUUGUCAUCUUUGACUCUGGCUCCUCCAACCUGUGGAUCCCUUCAACCUACUGCUCCAGCCAGGCUUGUGAGAACCACAGAAAAUUCAACCCACAGCAGUCCUCCACCUACAAAUGGCUCGGCCAGCCUCUGUCCAUCCAGUAUGGCACUGGCAGCAUGACUGGAUACCUAGUCAGUGACGAUGUUGAGGUGGGCGGCGUCACUGUGGCCAACCAGGUGUUUGGAAUUAGCCAAACAGAGGCUCCCUUCUUGGCUACAAUGCAGGCUGAUGGCAUCCUGGGACUGGCCUUCCAGAGCAUUGCCUCUGAUAAUGUUGUGCCUGUCUUUUACAACAUGAUCAAGCAGGGACUUGUGUCCCAGUCCAUGUUCUCCGUCUACCUGAGCAGCAACAGUGAGCAGGGCAGUGAGGUCGUCUUUGGUGGUGUUGACAGUAACCACUAUACUGGACAAAUCACCUGGAUCCCUCUGACCUCUGCUACCUACUGGCAGAUCAAAAUGGACAGCGUUACCAUCAAUGGACAGACUGUGGCCUGCUCUGGUGGCUGCCAGGCCAUCAUUGACACUGGUACCUCUCUGAUUGUCGGUCCAACCAGUGACAUUAAUAACAUGAAUAGUUGGGUUGGAGCCACAACCGACCAGUAUGGAGAUGCUUCAGUGAACUGCCAGAACAUCCAGAACAUGCCUGCUAUCACCUUCACUCUCAGUGGAACUGCCUUCACCGUCCCUGCAUCUGCCUACGUCUCUCAGACCAGCUAUGGUUGCAACACUGGCUUUGGCCCGGGUGGCUCUGACCAGCUCUGGAUCCUGGGAGAUGUCUUCAUCAGGCAGUACUACGCUGUGUUUGAUAUGACCGGUCCAUACAUUGGUCUGGCACAGUCUGCAUAAUCUAGACACCUGAAUUAUCCAAGUGUGUAUUUCAAUGUAUGAGGCUUGUUGGACUGAAGACUGAAGACAAGAAAAGUGCAACUGAGACAUUGUGGAAAAUAUAUAUGAGGCUAUGCUGUAACUGUCUCUGCAUUAAAUAG